AUGAGCGCAUUUUUCGUGGUGUUACAAGGACUAAUGUACUUCUUGCACAGGUAUGCAUAUGAGUACGAGGUCGCGCACGGUGCUGAUACUUUACAGAUGGACUUGAUCAAAUCCAAUUACUUCACGCCCCCCAUCAUCAUCCUACAAACCGUUAUGAAAGAAGUCCGUCAUCGGUCAUUACCCUUGUAUAGUCGCCUCAAGGCCCUCACGACAACUGACGAGCGGAAAGUAUGGGUAUUUUACAAUGAGUUCAGGUCAGACUACUAUCGUGUGCGAGAAGACGACGAGACGCCGAACGACUGGAAUGAUCGAGGUGUCAGGAAAGCCGCAGAGUGGUACAACACGCAUCUAACACUAGCACACCCUAUCGGGAGGGGGCUUCGUGGUCGCACCCCUGCAAACGUCCCCGCCGCUUCCGGCGUGUUGGGGGGGUGGCUUUGCCCCUCUCAAACUGGGGGGGGUCGCUUUCAGGGUGGUCGUUUCGUCCGUCUCAGUGAGGGUCGUGCCUUUGUCAUCGCUUAUUAAUCACUUUUUGUCCCAGUCCAAAGCCAUGCUCCUUGUCAAUGUCAUUCCAUCCAUGGUCUCACGACAUCAUCGCAUCAAGAUCCCGGCGACAUAUGAGCAAAAUACUCGAAAAUCAUGGACGCGUUUUCAUCAGACCGCGGGAAAUUUUGGCCUCAUAUCUUUGUCGUGCUCCUCGUCUUGCUCUGUCCAUCCAUGGUCUUGUGUCAUCUUCUCGUCGCAUUCCCAGCCGCAUACAGUCAUAAUGCU
This is a messenger RNA of Suillus fuscotomentosus, 771 nucleotides long. RefSeq lists its product as uncharacterized. The coding region runs from base 1 to 525 and encodes 174 amino acids. The record is from RefSeq and is a predicted model, not a curated record. NCBI's taxonomy places the organism in Eukaryota, Fungi, Basidiomycota, Agaricomycetes, Boletales, Suillaceae. The transcript has 3 exons.